Molecule: messenger RNA, 1123 nt
Organism: Calidris pugnax (ruff)
Lineage: Eukaryota; Metazoa; Chordata; Aves; Charadriiformes; Scolopacidae
Gene: SNU13
Product: SNU13 homolog, small nuclear ribonucleoprotein (U4/U6.U5)
Exons: 3
Coding region: 52-438 (128 amino acids)
Biological process (GO): ribosome biogenesis; maturation of SSU-rRNA; mRNA splicing, via spliceosome
Cellular component (GO): box C/D methylation guide snoRNP complex; precatalytic spliceosome; small-subunit processome
Molecular function (GO): RNA binding
Source: RefSeq, a predicted model, not a curated record
GCGCUCGGGCGCCCGCAGGAGCGACUGGGCCGCGCCGCCCAGCCCGCGGCCAUGAGUGAGGCAGAAGUGAAUCCCAAAGCUUACCCCCUGGCUGAUGCGCAGCUCACCAAAACGCUACUGGAUCUCGUGCAGCAAUCCUGCAACUACAAGCAGCUACGCAAAGGAGCCAAUGAAGCCACCAAAACACUGAACCGAGGGAUAGCGGAGUUCAUUGUGAUGGCAGCAGAUGCAGAACCCUUGGAGAUAAUCCUGCACCUGCCUCUUCUCUGUGAGGACAAGAACGUACCUUAUGUGUUUGUGCGCUCCAAGCAAGCCCUGGGCCGGGCGUGUGGUGUUUCCCGGCCUGUCAUCGCCUGCUCCAUCACCAUCAAGGAAGGAUCACAGCUAAAGCCUCAGAUCCAGUCUGUCCAGCAAGCUAUAGAAAGACUGUUGGUCUAAAUGCCCAAUGAGUUUUAAGUGUGUGUGGAAUAGAAAAGCUGAGGUCAGGGGAAUGAGUGUCUAGCUUCAGUUGAGGUUACAAUUUUGAUAUUGGUGUUUCAUUUCAAAACACCGUAUUUUUGUUUAAUAACGGCUUAAUUCUUAGUGUUUCUGCCUCUCCUCCCCUGUCUUUUCUAAUAUUCCACCCCAACACAUUCAUUCUCCUUGUAUUACUUCUUGAAAAGUGAUUGUACAAUUGUAUUUCCUGUUUGUUGUUAAAUAGAAAGAAAAAAACAAAUGCCCCCUUAUCUCCACCUCUGCCUGCUCAGGGCUUUUUUUUAACCCACCCUUUAGCUUACUCUACGUUAUUUCUGCUAAGCUUCAGCCUCUAACAGGUGUGAGCAACUCUGUGUUUCCAAAUGGUUUUAGUUUACUACUGAGGAUAAGGCAUGUAGGUUCCCAGUGUGUGAUAGAGCAGCACAGACCAUGUAUAUAUGGCAGGCAGCGGCUACUGUGCAGCAGCGGACGGAGCCAAGAUGAGUACACGUAGCACAACCCUUAUUCUUCUGGAAACCAGAGAAGAGACUUCUGUAAGAGGUGUAUGGGGAGCAGAAACCUUAUGGCAGUGCACAAGGGGAAAUCUCGUAUCGCGCUUAUUUUUAAAUACUGACUUUUUAAGAAAAAUAAAAUUGCUGAUAAAGCUAAA